Molecule: messenger RNA, 270 nt
Organism: Rosa rugosa (rugosa rose)
Lineage: Eukaryota; Viridiplantae; Streptophyta; Magnoliopsida; Rosales; Rosaceae
Product: glutaredoxin-like
Exons: 3
Coding region: 1-270 (89 amino acids)
Biological process (GO): cellular response to oxidative stress
Cellular component (GO): cytoplasm
Molecular function (GO): glutathione disulfide oxidoreductase activity
Source: RefSeq, a predicted model, not a curated record
AUGGCGUUGGGCAAGGUGAAGGAGCUCGUCUCGUCCAAUCCGGUAGUCAUCUUCAGCAACAAGUUUUGUCCUUACUAUGUUUGCGUGAAGCAGCUCUUCGUUCUAAAAUUGGGAGUCCAGUACAAGGCCAUUGAAUUGGACCAAGAGAGUGAUGGUAGUGAGAUACAAUCGGCGCUUGCUGAGUGGACUGGACAGCGUACUCUGCCCAAUGUUUUCGUUGGCGGAUACCACAUUGGUGAUUGUGACAGUAAGUUCGACUUGACUCCCUAA